AUGGCAGAGACCAGAGUACGUAACGAAGAGAAGAAAGAGGACUUCAUAGUACACGGAGCUGAAGAUGAGCUGCACAACACCGAGUCCAUGAAACAGACUGUCGUCGACGCGAAGAGAGCUUCCGACAAUGAGCAAAGCAUGACUUUAAUGGAAGGCAUUCGCCUGUACCCCAAAGCUGUGGGGUGGUCAGUCUUAAUCUCGACGUGUAUAGCCAUGGAAGGCUACGAUGUGACUUUGACGAAUAACUUUUAUGCUUUUGAUACGUUCAACAGGAAAUACAGCGUGCAAUUUGCCGAUGGGACGUAUCAAGUCCCAGCCUCCUGGCAAGCCGGCCUUAGCAACGGCGUCAACAUCGGUGAGAUGAUCGGACUCCUUCUCAACGUGAUGGGCUACCUGGUGGCGCUUAUCGGCUAUAUCGCCAUUUUCUUCAAUGCGCAGAACGUCGAGACGCUUCUGGUCGGCGGGAUACUGUGUGGUAUCCCCUGCGGAGUGUUCCAAACAUUGACCAUCACGUAUGCCUCCGAAGUCUGCCCUGUCGCAUUGCGAGGCUAUCUCACCACCUAUGUGAACUUCUGUUGGGGACUAGGACAGUUGAUCGCCAUCGGUGUGAUCAAAAGUGUGCUGCACCGGACCGAUGAGUGGGCGUACAGAAUUCCCUAUGCGUUGCAGUGGAUGUGGCCAGUCCCUCUCCUGAUUGGUGUGGCCCUCGCUCCAGAGUCACCCUGGUGGCUGGUACGCAAAGAGCGUCUUGAAGAUGCGAAGAAGGCUCUGCUGCGUCUGACCAAUUUGAAUCGUGAGACCGAUUUCAACGCCGACGAGACUAUCGCUGUGAUGGUUCACACCACUGCACUCGAAGAGAAAAUCACCAAUGGAGCUUCUUACCUGGACUGCUUCAGAGGCACCGACUUGCGAAGGACCGAAAUUGUGUGCAUGUGCUGGGCGAUGCAGAACUUGGCAGGCAACAGUUUGAGCAACUAUUCGACCUAUUUCCUGGAGAACGCCGGCCUCUCCCAGUCCAACUCGUACUCCUUCGCAAUGGGACAGUACGCCAUCAACAUGGUCGGUGUCUUUGGCGCGUGGGGUCUGAUGACAGCAGGAGUGGGUCGUCGCUCGCUCUACUUCUACGGACUCUGCGGACUGACCGUAAUGCUCUUCAUCAUGGGCUUCCUCGGUCUGGUGCCAGAUUCGCACCGCGAUGCAGCUGGUCUUGCGACAGGAUCUAUGAUGAUUGUAUGGGCCUUGGUAUACCAGCUGACAGUCGGUACUGUCUGUUAUUCGCUGGUCGCCGAACUGUCCACGCGAAGACUUGCAAUCAAGACCGUCGUUCUUGGAAGGAAUCUGUACAUCGUAAUUGGUAUCGUUUGCUCGGUGCUUACCCCUUAUAUGCUCAAUCCAAGUGCGUGGGACUGGGGCAACUAUGCGGGCUUUUUCUGGGCCGGGAGCUCCUUUCUUUGCGCUGUUUACACAUAUUUCAGGGUCCCGGAACCCAAAGGAAGGACAUUUGCGGAGCUCGACUUGCUCUUUGAGCGCCAUAUCAGCGCAAGGGACUUUGCGAAGACGAAAGUCAAUGUCUUCAAGGAGGUGGUCGAUGCGGGAGUCAUGGCUCAACGUAACGAUUCUCUGAAGGCCGUCCAAUGA
Fulvia fulva is the source of this 1638-nucleotide messenger RNA. Its product is annotated as Maltose permease MAL61. Gene Ontology annotation, cellular component: membrane. The transcript is spliced from 4 exons. Gene Ontology annotation, biological process: carbohydrate transport; transmembrane transport. NCBI's taxonomy places the organism in Eukaryota, Fungi, Ascomycota, Dothideomycetes, Mycosphaerellales, Mycosphaerellaceae. The coding region runs from base 1 to 1638 and encodes 545 amino acids. Gene Ontology annotation, molecular function: carbohydrate:proton symporter activity. The record is from RefSeq and is a predicted model, not a curated record.